AUGCAAAACGAAGAACUGAAGUAUCCAGUUCAACCUUUUGUAUUUGAAUUUGCUAGAGAUGCUUCUAAGAAGUUAAGUUUUUCAGAUAUACAAAUGAAACAACCCCAAAAGGUCGAUUAUGGACCAAUUGAAGAUUAUUUAAGAACAAACGAUGCAUUUCUCAGAGAAUACGAAGAAAUUAACAAACCAGAAGUUGCACAAAACAAUACAUAUCAAGAUUGUCAAGUUUCGAAAAUUUUUUAUGAUCCGAAUUUCGAUUUACGCAAAACAAAAUAUUUCAACGAAGUUUUUCCAAGUGGAUGCCUCAAGCAAAGACUAUUUUCGGAGCAAUUGAUCCUCCAACUCGAUACAAUUCAAAAUUUACUUUAUCAUUCUUCAGAUAACCAUGCUUUAGACUUUUUCCAGUCAUUUUCUGCGAUUCACGACAUGAACUCAGAAAUUGCUGCCCUCUUACCUAAAGUAAAAACCAUGAGAAAUGAAGUUGCAACUUUGCAACAAAAUGCGAACGCUCCAAAUGCCAUAACAGCACUGAUGAACAAGAAGUCCCGACUCCAAAGCAUCCAGACAACUCUCGACAGCAUGAAAAGAGUCGUAGAUGCAGGCCCAGCAGCGAUUGCUUACGCCGAAACAGGAGAUUUCAAUACAGCCUUCGUAACACUGGACGAAACCAUCGAAACUCUUAAAUCCAAACUCUUACAAAUCAAAUCAAUGCAUAGUUACCUAUACAAAUUACAAGAUACGAAAAAUUUAAUCGUAAAGAAGCUUAAAGACACAUUUUGCAGCAUUUUUACCAGAGAUGAUAUCAAUAUCUCAGACAUUGUUGCAGUUAUUGUCCAGCAAAACCUUCUUACUGAAGUAUUAGAUUAUGUAAACACAUUUCUUGGCCAAUAUUCACAUGAUCAAGUUCUAAAGAUCAUUACACAGAUAGCAGAUCAAGAUCUACAGUCCAUAUCCAUCAGCAAAUUCACAGAAGCCCUUCAAAACUCGUUCCCAAUUAUUAGAUUAAAAUUAUUUGCCAAAGGAACGAACACCAUUGAAUCCAUAGCCUCAGAAUUCGAGAAGUACUCCAAGGAAUCCUCCGAAUCCGUGAAAGGACUCAUCCAAGUCCUAUGUAAUAACGUAUACGAAGAAGUUAUCGGUAUAAUCAGCAGCCAACCCCUGAAGAACGUUGAUUUAGAUAAUUUCUCAGCCAUUUACGACUCAAUUAUUAACUUUGGCCGUGGUUUCGACAAAUGUUCGAUCAAUGAUCAUCUUUUACAGCAAAGUUUGUAUAGUUUCGGACAGCAGUUCAUCGAAACCUUCGACAAAGACCUCAAAGCACGUGAAGAACUCGCGACAUCAUCAGAUAAAUGGCAACAUACAAUUUCCGGAACACUUCACCUUGAAAUUUUACGUCGUCUAACAACAGGAAACAAAUUAGACAACUUAGUAAUAGAAGACAGCAAGUUCGGUGUCACAGCAUCAGCGUUGACCAUGCUAGAGAUCAUUUGGAACUACUUAGAAGCCGCGAGAAGAAUCAAAGGAACAGCAGAUGACUUUACAAUUAAAUUGGCCGCAGCGAUAUCGAAUUAUUCCAGGCAAUGCAUGUAUUACAUUUACGAAGGAGCUGCAGCCAAACAAGGGAAGUUUAAGAAUACUUCUACAAGGCAUUUGAGUCUUGCAAGUGCUAACAUUGAGUUCAUGGCCAGAUUGAUAUCAUACAUUACUCCUAGAUUGGAAACAGUUGGCGCAAAUAGAAAUAUUGUGUCUGUUCAGAUGCAAAACGUGUCAAAGAAUUUGAUUGAAAAUGAAAACAAGUUAAAUACACAGAUCUGCAAAGUGUUGACUAAUAAAAUAUCUGAACACAUGUCGAAGAUUGAUUUGGAUCCAAAUGGAAUAUCUCCUUUCGUUGAGAAAGUCGUGAAGGAAGUAAACACAUUGAACAACUUCAUCAACGAAUUCCUGCCAAAGAAAACUGUGCAAAUGAUUAUGGAUGUAAUUGGAAAACACAUAAAUAUGACUAUUUCCGGACAACAGAACGCAAAACAGCCUCUGAUAAAGAAUCCUCUUUUCCAGAGAGACUGCAGCGCAUUGGCAGAAAGAUUGGCUCCUGCUGGAAUCUCUAUCGAAGUUUCUAAAUAUUAA
This is a messenger RNA of Trichomonas vaginalis G3, 2124 nucleotides long. Its product is annotated as vacuolar protein sorting-associated protein 54 family. Bases 1 to 2124 code for a protein of 707 amino acids. The record is from RefSeq and is a predicted model, not a curated record. Gene Ontology annotation, molecular function: syntaxin binding. Gene Ontology annotation, cellular component: GARP complex. Gene Ontology annotation, biological process: retrograde transport, endosome to Golgi; Golgi to vacuole transport. NCBI's taxonomy places the organism in Eukaryota, Parabasalia, Trichomonadida, Trichomonadidae. The transcript has a single exon.